AUGCAUUUUCUACUACGCAUCUCCUGGUGUGUCGUUGCACUCGGUUGCCUGGUAUCUGUUAUUGUUUGCCAUGAUGACAAGAGAGACUUUCGCACCAGAUGUCUAGCCUUCAAGCCAACAAGGCUGAUCGACAACUCAACAUUGACACGACAAGAGUUUGUUUCUGCUGGUACAACAUUGCAAUUGCUAGACAACGUCCCGACUUGUAAUCGUGCCUCUCAGACUGUCAGAGUCGACCUAUGUCGCAUUGCCCUCCAGAUUCCUACCUCGAAGCGGUCUUCCAUCAGCUUUGAGCUAUGGCUCCCCAGGAACUGGAAGGAAUCGAGAUAUCUGGCAACUGGCAAUGGUGGAAUUGAUGGAUGUAUCAAGUAUGAAGAUCUUGCUUAUGGCACAACUAAUGGUUUCGCUACCAUGGGUACCAACAACGGCCACAAUGGUACCACGGGCAUCACCAUGCUGAACAACCCUGAAGUCAUCAAGGAUUUUUCUUACAGAGCUCUACAUACGGGCACUCGUUCGGCCAAGAAGCUCAUAAAGGCAUUCUACGGCAAAAAGCCAGCUCACAAUUACUAUAUCGGCUGCUCGCUAGGCGGUCGCAUGGGCAUCAAGGCUGCCGAAAAGUAUCCAAAAGACUAUGACGGAAUUGUAGCUGGGUGCCCAGCUGUUGACUUCAAUAAUCUUCAAGGCCAAAGGGCUAUGUUCUACCCGAUCACAGGCUCCGCAGACUCACCCAACUACAUCCCCAUUGACACCUGGAAAGGCCUGAUUCAUGACGAAGUUCUCAGACAGUGCGACAAGAUUGACGGCGUUGAGGAUGGAAUUAUCGAGGUCCCAGACAAGUGCUUUUUCAACCCAAAGUCUCUUCAAUGUAGCCCUAGACGUCCCAAGAAUUGCUUGAACUCGGCUCAAGUUGCUCAGCUGCAAAAGAUCUAUGCUCCAUAUACUUAUCCCAACGGCAAGCUCAUUUUUCCUCGCAUGAACCCCGGCAAUGAACUACAGGCCGUAUCGAAGCUCAUCGCAGGCACUCCCUUCAGCUAUUCUGAAGAUUGGUUCCGAUACGUCGUAUAUAACGACCCCAACUGGGACGCCAGCACCUACAACACGAAUGAUGUCCGAAAGGCCGAUGAGCUGAACCCAUUCGACAUCCGCACCUACCCUCAGGAGCUCCCCAAGUUCAAGAAGCGCGGUGGAAAGUUGCUGAGCUAUCACGGUGGCCAGGAUAACCAAAUCACUCAGUUCAACACUCAGCGUUUCUGGAACCGCAUGUACUCUGCCGAUAACGACCUUCAGGACUACUAUCGCUAUUUCCGCAUGUCAGGCAUGUUUCACUGCAACUCGGGUCCUGGCGCCUGGGCUGUUGGCCAAGGUGGCGGUGCCCCUGCUGCGGGAAUUCCAUUUGAUCCUCAGCAUAAUGUAUUGGCGGCCAUGGUGGCUUGGGUUGAGAAGGAUCAAGCGCCUGCGAGUUUGACGGGUACCAAGUUCAUCAACGACACUGUCGCUAACGGAAUCGACUUUCAGCGCAAGCAUUGUCUGUACCCCAAGACACAGACAUAUGUUGGCGGUAAUCCCAAAAAGACAUCGAGCUGGCAAUGUAGAUAG
Molecule: messenger RNA, 1599 nt
Organism: Fusarium musae
Lineage: Eukaryota; Fungi; Ascomycota; Sordariomycetes; Hypocreales; Nectriaceae
Exons: 3
Coding region: 1-1599 (532 amino acids)
Source: RefSeq, a predicted model, not a curated record